Messenger RNA from Girardinichthys multiradiatus, 3612 nucleotides. It is a transcript of the gene far1, whose product is annotated as fatty acyl CoA reductase 1. The record is from RefSeq and is a predicted model, not a curated record. Gene Ontology annotation, biological process: long-chain fatty-acyl-CoA metabolic process. Gene Ontology annotation, molecular function: alcohol-forming very long-chain fatty acyl-CoA reductase (NADP+) activity. Bases 200 to 1747 code for a protein of 515 amino acids. Gene Ontology annotation, cellular component: peroxisome. Lineage: Eukaryota; Metazoa; Chordata; Actinopteri; Cyprinodontiformes; Goodeidae. The transcript has 13 exons.
UCGCCUGACGUCACGGCGGUUUAUUUAGUCUGCCAGCUUCCGGCCGACUCUGUGAGUCUUCUGACUCGUAGCGGCGCUUGCUUGUACUCCGCAGAUCACACCACGUUUCCGACCGGAGGAAAAAACCUCGACUCCCAUUUUUUUUUUCUGGGUGGAGUGACAUUGAGGAACUUGCCAACGCAGCUCUCCAGUCAUCAUCAUGGUGAACAUCCCAGAAUACUAUGCAGGAAAAAAUGUGGUAAUAUCUGGAGCAACCGGCUUUAUGGGAAAGGUUCUGUUGGAGAAGCUACUGAGGUCCUGCCCAGGGGUCAAAGCCGUUUACGUGAUGGUUAGGUCAAAAGCCGGGCAGAGCCCUCAGGCCCGCAUAGCUGACAUGAUUAACUGCAAGUUGUUUGAGAGAUUGCAAGCAGAGCAGCCAGACUUUGCAGAGAAGAUCAUAGCUGUGAACAGUGACCUCACACUACUGGAGCUUGAUCUUAGCAAAGAGGAUCAGAGCAUCCUGGUUGAAAACAUAAACAUUGUCUUCCACUGUGCAGCAACAAUCCGCUUCAAUGAGCCGCUCAAAGAUGCAAUGCAGCUGAAUGUCCUGGCCACACAGAAGAUGCUGGCACUGGCCCACAGGAUGAAGCACCUGGAGGUCUUUAUUCACGUCUCCACAGCCUACGCCCACUGUGACAGAGAGGUCAUUGAGGAAGUCGUGUACCCUCCUCCUGUAAACUACCGCAAACUUAUUGAUACUCUGGACUGGAUGGAUGACGAUUUGGUAGCAACGCUGACCCCCAAGCUUAUUGGAGAGCGUCCCAACACUUACACCUACACCAAAGCUUUGGCUGAGUAUCUGGUGCUGCAGGAGGCUGGAGACCUCAACAUCGCCAUCGUCAGGCCGUCCAUUGUUGGAGCCAGCUGGAAAGAGCCGUUCCCUGGCUGGAUUGACAACUUCAAUGGACCCAGUGGAAUAUUCAUUGCAGCUGGAAAAGGCAUCCUGCGUACGAUGAGAGCAUCCAAUGAUGCCGUGGCUGACUUGGUCCCAGUAGAUGUGGUCAUUAAUGCAACUCUAGCAGCAGCUUGGUUCUCUGGAUCACAAAGAGUCAACAGAAGCCUCAUGGUGUACAACUGCACAACUGGCGGGAUCAACCCAUUUCACUGGGGCGAAGUCGAGUACCAUGUAAUAUCCACAUUCAAGAGGAACCCCCUUGAGCAGGCCUUCCGACGGCCCAAUGUUAAUCUCACAUCCAAUCACCUAAUCAAUCAGUACUGGAUUACCGUGAGCCACAAGGCUCCGGCCUUCCUUUACGAUCUGUACCUCAGGCUGAUUGGACGAGAGCCCAGGAUGAUGAAGACAAUCACUCGCCUGCACAAAGCCAUGGUGGUCCUGGAGUAUUUUACAAGCCAUUCAUGGGUUUGGAACACAGACAACGUGGCCAUGCUGCUGUCUCACAUGAGCCCCGAGGAUAAGAAGGUGUUUAACUUUGAUGUGCGCCAGCUGCACUGGGCGGAGUACAUGGAAAAUUAUUGCAUGGGCAUGAAAAAAUACGUCCUCAAUGAGGAGCUGUCAGGGCUGCCAGCUGCACGCAAACACCUCAACAAGCUGAGGAACAUCCGCUACACCUUCAACACCGUCCUGGUGGUUCUCAUUUGGCGCAUCUUCAUCGCCCGUUCCCAAAUGGCCCGCAACAUCUGGUACUUUGUGGUGAGCCUCUGUUUCAAGUUCCUCUCGUACUUCAGAGCUUCUUCCACCAUGAGAUAAUGAAACAAGGAUGCGGAGCGAGUUGGAAGGAUGAAGAACAGCGGCAGCAGACAAUGAGAGGUCCGAAGCUCUGAGCAAGAAAUGGGAGCUACUGGACAAGCCUGGAGUCUGCAGUGAUCUUAAAUAUCCAACUUCUCUCCAACCUCAUCCUAUCACUAUAUAAAACACAGGAUUUAUCCCAGACCAGCAGCGACUGUGCUAAUAAUGAAGAAGACUUCAUUCUGUUUCCCUUCAGUCCUUCUGUACAUUCUGCUAAGCUGUGCAUUGAAUAAUGCUCAGCUCCAAAGCCCUCUAGCUGUUUUUUAGUCCUGUCUGAUUUCCUAAGGCCAAUACUUACUCUGCAAGAAAAGAGAAAGUAAUUAUCUCAUAGAGAUGCAAGAACAAAAGUACUUUACUCUGUUCUAGCAGUAUGUCUUUAAAGCAUAUUCUGGGCAACCGCUUUUUAUAGAGUGGUGUCUGAAAUAUAAGGUGGGUGUUCUGCUGUGGGAGGGACCAAUGAAGACUUCCAAAGAGUUCUGCACUUGAGUUCUUGUAAAGUGUUAAAUGUCCUGGUCAGAAACAAAUGCAUUGUCUUGUUCUUGCAGCCUUGAGUAAAAUAAAUUCCUCUGUUCUUGCGUAAUAUAUAACCAGGCCUUUGUUUUGGCUUUGAUUAAACCACACAGCUUUGAUCCCAUGCAUCAUUUCAAGUUGGAGCAUCAAAUGUUUUUUUAGAAGGUUUCGUUCAGAGACAGGAUUGUAUCCAACUCAUUACUUUAAAACACCCUACCACAGAUGAGGGCAGGCAUUUUCUGCCGCCUUUAAGACCGUUGUAAAGAAAAGUUUAAGACUCUGGGGGAGGCGUUUGUGCUGAGUCAUGCCUCACCAGAAGUUCUCGCUUGCCUUUUUUCCCCUCCUGUUCUUGUAGGGCAAAAAUAAGCUGUCAACGGGUAUGUAAUCCCGUAUGCCCUUAGUGUCCCGUUUCUUCACAACUAAGCACAAUGCAAAUUCCGAUGGCUUUACUGAGUGCCUAUACUGACUUUUCUUGCAUCAGCAAAUUUUACUAAAGCUAUUUUUCUGUCUUCUUCAUGAUCUUUUUCUGUCAAAGUUUGUUAAAGUUGCAGCUUUUACUUUUGCCAAAUCUCCUUUGUGCUGGCAGCUCAGGUGGAGGUGGGAGGAGAAACUGUCAUCUUUUUGGCUUGUUUUUUUCAGGAAAUCAAAUACCUUCAGCUUCAAGUUGUAUCCUGGGUGAAGCCCUAUAACGCAUUUUUAAAUAUGGGUCAUUGCUUUUGUUCUCUCCCUGUAGAGCUAACUAAACUGUCUUCUGAGUCGGUGUAGGGUUAGUCUGUUACAUUUUUGGGUCAUUUAUUUGUGCAGCUUAGAUAAAAAAAAAAGCAGAAUGUGCUUUUUUUUUAAAAAAUUUUUUAAUCUUUCAAAGUUUUUCCACUCGGUUUUCUCAUUUCUCUGGGCUUUAACCUCUGAUGACAUAAAAAGUUUAUAAACUGUAAGCACUUUCUCAUAUUUACCUUCUGUUAUCUUCCCUAUUUAUUUAACCUACUGUGAGUUGGGGAUGUUUAAUUAUGCUUGCACGUGUCUUCUAAAAGUGUCUUUUAAGAAUGCCUUCAUGUCUGCCCGGUCAUUGUACCAGCGUCUUUAAGGAAUGGGAUUUUCACAGCAUAGGAAAAUGUACGUAAACCCCAAGCUCCGUGCCUGAACUCUUGUUGAUAUUCGAAUGUGAAAAAAAGAAUGGAUAUGUUUUUCUAAUCCUUUUUGUGUACAGGUCUAUUUAGGCAGACUUGAAGAGAUAAACGGCUUUCUGCUCGUGUCAUUGUGACUAGUUUACGAAAGCAGCUUCAGCUAAUGUAAAUAAUAAAAACUGUUGAAAUCUA